ACUAGGAGCGCGGGGGUGUAGGAGGAAACAGCACAAAGGUCCUGGGGAAGUACCAUUGUUCUGUUUUGAGCUGAAAAGUGCUAAGGAGGCAGCUCAGAGAAGCUAGAAAAGGGGGCGGUGUGGAGAGACAGAAACUGGGGGAAGAAAAAAGGUAUCUGUGAUUGAGUAGAUUCCGCUGACGCACCCUUGGUAAACAAGUCUCUUUCUCCCUUUUGCUACCAACUUGCAUCUUCUCAAGCCACGGAAAACUGGAGGAACUUCAGAGAGAAAGCGAUCUAGAAAAGGACUGGGCGCUCGCACGGACGAGAAGGCCUCCAGAAAGAGGCGAAGCCGCUGGGAUCAGUCCGCGAGCGCCCUCCCUCUCUGGGUUGGCGCCCGGUUUGGAGGAUUCGUCGAGCCCCCGCCCCGUCUGCUGCAGCCCUGGAUGGGACGGCGGCGAGAAGUGGGAUUGACUGACCUGGAGCUGGCGGUCGCCGAACUCAAUGUGGCAAAGUUAGAUUCCUAAGGAUGGAAACGCCACGCUCUCUGCCUGCCGUGCUGCUCCUGCUGCUGUGCACAGGAGCAGCUGCCUUCCGGAUAUGUGCCUUCAACGCUCAACGCUUUGCUGAAGGAAAGGUGAACAAACCUAGAGUCGUGGACAUACUUGUCAAGAUCUUGGCUCGCUGUGAUAUCUCAGUCUUACAAGAAGUGAUGGAUGCAAAAGGAAAGGCAGUGCCUGCUUUGAUGAAUGCCUUGCACCAGUUUGAUGACCUACACAGCUACAGUUACCUCACCAGCCCUUUGCUGGGGCGUGGAAAUUAUCAAGAACGAUAUGUAUACAUAUACAGGAACCAGAAGAUUCAGAUACUGGAUUACUAUACAUAUGAAGACCUGCAUCCAGACCGACCUGAUGUCUUUGCUCGUGAACCCUUUAUCGCCCGUUUCAGCAUGGCAAACAAAGAGCUUCCAGAGCUGGUGCUGAUCCCACAACACACGAUGCCAUCCAAGGCAGAAGCUGAAAUUGAUGCUCUCUACGAUGUUUUCCUGAAUGUUCAAGAACGCUGGGCCACAGAGGACAUGAUUUUCUUGGGUGAUUUCAAUGCAGACUGUGGAUAUGUGGCCAAGAAACGUUGGAAAGACAUCCGCCUGCGCCAGAAACCUGACUUUCAUUGGCUCAUUGGAGACCAAGCUGACACCACUGUUCGAGAGAAAACCCGCUGUGCCUAUGACAGGAUUGUGAUUCAUGGUGAACGUUGCCUAGGUGCUGUUGUGCCUGGAUCAGCUCGGCCAUUUGAUUUCCCCAAGGAAUUUGGACUUUCUGAGGAAGAGGCCUUAGAGAUCAGUGAUCAUUAUCCUGUAGAGGUGGAACUUAGCUCAUCCUGUAAGAAGCUCCAGCCAGCUAGUUUAGCUGGUCUUGUGUUGCUGACCAUAGUUGUGAUAUCAGACUCAAGAUGUGGCAUCUGAAGGAAGAAGAUGGCUGUUGUGCUAGUCCUAGAACUAGAUAUAGAUGGAGGCCUACCCAAAAGGGUACUUAUUAUUUUCACAAGAGCACUUGAAUAAGUUAUGUUGACUCUAGAUUCAGCUUCCAUCUAUGGUGAAUCCCUGAUGUUCAGACAGUAAGUUCUGGGAAAGCCUGGGAAAUGGAUCCCUCCUCAGUCAACAGGAGUGCUGAUUUACCACCAGUUUAUCAAGUACUUAGGAGGCGAGGGCUUGACAGCACAAGGAAACAACAGCCAAUGACUUAAUAGCCAGCCAUCAACACCCCAGUCAACAACUAAAAAGCUACAUACAACCAGGCACCAUAUAAAUACCACACAGAGAACAACCCAAAGUACACACUCUACUAGGGAAACAUUCCCUGAGGAUGAGCUCCAACACAAGUCUGAAAACUUGGAAGACUAAACCACUGCUCCCAGUGACCAACCCAGAUUGGAUCCUGUAAAAGUAGGUUCUCCCCAAAGUACCUACUUUUGGACUGAUCCUUCUCAUCAAGAUUGUCAAAAGGACCCUUCAGGCAGUAAAAAUGUAUAAGGUUUUCUCAUUCAGUUGAGCCUUGUUGUUUGGGCAAAGACUCUUUGAGUUUGGGUAUCUCCUCAUAUUCUUGAAUAUCCUCACAUGCUGACUUCUUGAUUCUGCUUCCUGAUUGUACUUUGGCUCAACUACCUCAGGGAUCCUGAAUACUGGAUAGCGUCUGUCUCACUUUUGCCUUUUGUCAGAAACUCAGCCUUGGUGCCAGGUUACAAAGAGGGCUUCCCUGGGCCAGACUCAUGAUCUAAGUUCGAAAAUUCAGCAGGACCUUCCUCAAAGAUAUGUAUGUAUUGUAGCUUGUACGUUAUCAUUGGUUGCUCCUUUGUCCUAUAUUUUCUCUAUGUUCUGUUAUACAGAAAAUGGACUAACUAUCCAUUAAUAUAUGGAUUUAAAAAAAAAACCUUUCCAGUGAAGUUCAUGGGAAGAAAACGUUUCAUGCCAGUUCUGAGGCUGCUAUGAAAAUAUAUUUUUUUCAAUGGGACUAUGGAGAAAUACAAGAUGCAAUGAAAAUCAGCUCCUCUAUUGUGGUGCUGCCUACACCCAUAUUUUUGGAUGUUGUGAUGGAAGAUCUAAUCUGGAGAAACAAUCAUGCUGGCAAACGAUUUUGCUGUAAUGUUUUGCAAGUGAUAAACACCAGUGGUGGGUUCUGACCGGCUUUACUACCGGUUCUCUUUGAGCAUGCGCUUCACUGUUCAAAGUUACAAUGGCACUGAAGAAAGUGAUUUAUGAUUGGUUUUCUCAUGACUGUUAUAGCAUUCCCCAUGGUCAUGCAAUAAAAAUGUGGAUGCUUGGCAACUGGCAUGUAUUUAUGACAGUUGCACUUUCCUGGGGUCAUAUGAGCAUCUUUUCUAACUUCCCAGCUGGCUUCUGACAAGCAAAAUCAAUGAGGGAAGCCAGAUUCAUUUAACAACUGCAUGAUUCACAUAACAACUGUGGCAUAAAAAGGGGUGCAACUCGCUUAAUAACUGUCUUGCUUGGCAAUGGAAAUGUUGACUUAAUUAUGGUGAUAGAACAAAAAUUACCAGUAGUCUCCCUUCUUUAGUAGCCAAACAGAGAAUCUGGAUACUAAAAAAAAAGGGCGGACAGUGAAUAACAAGGAAUGUAAAUAUCAGCAUAGAAUCAUGGGAAUAGGAUCAGUGGUGGGUUUCAAAUUUUUUUACUACCAGUUCUGUGGGUGUGGCUUGGUGGGCAUGGCAGGGGAAGGAUACUGUAAAACCUCCAUUCCCACCCCACUCCAGGGGAAGGUUACUGCAAAAUCCCCAUUUCCUUCUGAUCAGCUGGGACUUGGGAGGCAGAGAAUAGAUGGGGGUGGGACCAGUCAGAAUUUUUACUACCGGUUCUCCGAACUACUCAAAAUUUCCACUACUGGUUCUCCAAAACUGGUCAGAAUCUGCUGAAACCCACCUCUGAAUAGGAUACUUGAUAUUUUUCUUCUUGACUCAGGGAACAUUUCAUAAAAGAAUUAUGUAUAUGUUUUUUUUGUGUGUGUGUGAUUCCAAUCUAUCCUUCCGAGCAGUGGGGAUUCAUUUUGUACAGAAUAAAUAUUAUAUAAUUUUACAGCACAAUAUAAACUAUACCAAUAUCUGAAAAUUGGCAGCAAAAAUAGCAUUGACAUUUGCAUGUUGAAGUUCAGUUCCCUGGCUUGCUUAAAAAAAAAAAUCUAGGCCUAAAUAAGUAGGGAUAAACCUGUGAGCAGAAUUUUCCAUAUGACUCAGUAAGUUUCCUAAGUCCUUCAUUUAUUCUUUUAAUAUGCAUCUUCAUGAUAGAUCUGGCAUGAUAAAGGAAAACUUUAGAAGACUUUAGAUUAUUAUAUGAAAAAAAAUCCUUAAUGCAUUUCUGAUGAUUCAUGUACUGUAUUGCAGUGCUUUCUGCACUUUUACCACUCCCUGAACUUAAGCACAUGAUUAAGGUAGCUUUUAUUGUAAUUUUAAAUUUUAACCAAAAAGGUGUUGCCAGUUAAUGGACAUUGAGGUGGAUGGAUAGUUUUGUGAAUUGAUUUUGUGCACUGAUUUUAUGAUUCCACUUGUUUAUCUUGUAAAACUGGUUCAAAAAUUUUAAGAAGUCUGGCAAUAUAUAACUCUAUAUAAUACUAACUAAGGAAUGAACACUGGUUUUGAACAGGAACUUUUUAAUUCUUUCUAAAUGAUGCACCAUUGUUUGAACUGGUUUCAGUAGAUUCCCUGGUAUGUGUUGAAGAUAACUCUGGCUUUGCACUAUUUUCAAUCACUGCCACUCCUUAUUUAUAGCUUAGCUCUAUUGCCAUGACUAAAUCUUGUUUUUUGACUUUGUUCUUCCCCAUUAGUUGCAGUAUUUUUUAAACAACACCAUUAAUUGAAAAUAUAAUGGAAGUUUCUGUUUCGAGCAGCGUUAUUCAAGAAGAACCUUGCUUGAGUAUAUAAGCUGACAGCAAACAGUACUCCUUUCUAGCACUGAUGAUGUUACCUAGUUUGGAACGUCUGCAAGAAAAUAAGCAAGCUCAGAGAGCAUCAAGGACCCCUCAUUUCAACCCUGAGCUACAAAUAUUUUCCUUUAUUAGAAUUUUGUUUGAUGUGAUAAAAUUUAUUGUAAACAUGCAUGUGCAUACAAGAGAGCUAAUUUGGACUAGUGAUUAAGGUACCAGGAUAGAAACCGGGAGUCAGUGAAUUCUAGUUUUGCUUAUGCCAAGCCAGCUGGAUGACUUUGGACCAGUCACUCUCUCUCUCAGCCCUAGGAAGGAGAUAAGGGUGAACCAGCUCUGAAAAACCUUCUGAAAAACCUGCAGAGACUAAUCCAAGGAGUCCACACUGACUUGGAGGCUCGCUCGCUCGCUUACUCACACACACACACACAGAGAAAGAGAGGGGGGGUACAUACAGCCAAACACAUACACAUUUGUAAUACCAAAGGGUGUAUGCUCACACUGUACAUGCCCAAUUGCAAUUGUACAAUUAAACUGGAUUGACAAUCUUUUAUGAAAAACCAAACUGGAUCAAUAAAAGUAUUGAUUUGAAAAGGUAAA
Molecule: messenger RNA, 5005 nt
Organism: Pantherophis guttatus
Lineage: Eukaryota; Metazoa; Chordata; Lepidosauria; Squamata; Colubridae
Gene: DNASE1L1
Product: deoxyribonuclease 1 like 1
Biological process (GO): DNA catabolic process
Cellular component (GO): nucleus
Molecular function (GO): DNA binding; deoxyribonuclease I activity
Source: RefSeq, a predicted model, not a curated record